This is a messenger RNA of Megalops cyprinoides (Indo-Pacific tarpon), 2232 nucleotides long. Its product is annotated as kelch-like protein 13. Gene Ontology annotation, cellular component: Cul3-RING ubiquitin ligase complex. The transcript has 7 exons. Gene Ontology annotation, molecular function: ubiquitin-protein transferase activity; cullin family protein binding. The record is from RefSeq and is a predicted model, not a curated record. Gene Ontology annotation, biological process: protein ubiquitination; regulation of cytokinesis. Lineage: Eukaryota; Metazoa; Chordata; Actinopteri; Elopiformes; Megalopidae. Bases 148 to 2112 code for a protein of 654 amino acids.
UUGGCUUUACGGCAUUGGCGGAAGCACUAGCCUGUCUUUAGCUCCAGCCAUCCUCCCGUUCACUGCCAGUGUGGGAUGGAAACCCUAGCUGCAAGCCUGCUAUGGAAACGCUCUUUGCUGUUAUUAUCGUAGUACUGUGGUGACAACAUGCCGUUGAAAUGGAAAAGCGGUUCUCCCGUUAGCUGGAAAUUCCCAGUUCCUGUGCUUAAAACGUCUAGGUCCUCUCCUCUCUCGCCAGCCUACAUAUCCCUGGUGGAGGACGAUGACCCUCACAUGAAAGUGUCCCUUGGGAGUGAGAUGGGCGUCUCCGCCCACCUACAGGCUUCAAAGACAGGAAACACCCGCUUCUUCACGAGCAACACCCAGAGCUCCGUAGUCUUGCAGGGAUUCGACCAGCUGAGGAUAGAGGGAUUACUCUGCGACGUAACCCUAGUGCCGGGAGACGGAGACGAAGCUUUUCCAGUUCACCGUGCAAUGAUGGCCUCCUCCAGCGACUACUUCAAAGCCAUGUUCACAGGUGGAAUGAAGGAACAAGACUUAAUGUGCAUCAAGCUCCACGGCGUUAACCGAAUAGGCCUGAAGAAAAUCAUCGAUUUCAUAUACACAGCCAAGCUCUCCCUUAACAUGGAGAACCUGCAGGACACCCUGGAGGCAGCCAGCUUCCUCCAGAUCCUCCCUGUACUGGAUUUCUGCAAAGUCUUUCUCAUAUCGGGGGUCUCCCUGGACAACUGCGUGGAGGUGGGCCGCAUCGCCAACACGUACAACCUCACCGAGGUGGACAAGUACGUCAACGACUUCAUCCUGAAGAACUUCCCCUCGCUGCUGGGCACGGGGGAGUUCGUCAAGCUGCCCUUUGAGCGGCUGGCCUUCGUGCUCUCCAGCAACGGCCUGAAGCACUGCAGCGAGCUGGACCUGUUCAAGGCGGCCUGCCGCUGGCUGCGCUACGACGACGGCCGCAUGGAGCACGCCGCCAAGCUGAUGAAGAACAUCCGCUUCCCGCUCAUGAGCCCGCAGGACCUCAUCAACCACGUGCAGACGGUGGACUUCAUGCGCACCAACAACACCUGCGUCAACCUCCUGCUGGAGGCCAGCAACUAUCAGAUGAUGCCCUACAUGCAGCCCGUGAUGCAGUCAGAGCGCACGGCCAUCCGCUCUGACUCCGCCCACCUGGUGACGCUGGGCGGGGUCCUGCGGCAGCAGCUGGUGGUCAGCAAGGAGCUCCGCCUCUUCGACGAGAAGGCCCACGAGUGGAAGGCGCUGGCGCCCAUGGACGCGCCGCGCUACCAGCACGGCAUCGCCGUCAUCGGCAACUUCCUGUACGUGGUGGGCGGCCAGAGCAACUACGACACCAAAGGAAAGACAGCGGUGGACACUGUGUUCCGCUACGACCCGCGCUGCAACAAGUGGAUGCAGGUCUCCUGCCUCAACGAGAAGCGCACCUUCUUCCACCUAAGUGCCCUCAAGGGACACCUCUAUGCAGUGGGUGGGCGGAACGCUGCGGGAGAACUGGCCACGGUGGAGUGCUACAACCCCAGAACAAACGAGUGGACAUACGUUGCCAAAAUGAACGAACCUCAUUACGGCCACGCGGGCACGGUGUAUGGGGGAUUCAUGUACAUUUCAGGUGGAAUCACACACGACACUUUCCAGAAGGAGCUGAUGUGCUUCGACCCGGACGUGGACAAAUGGACGCAGAAGGCCCCCAUGACCACGGUGCGAGGCCUGCACUGCAUGUGCACGGUGGCCGACAGACUGUACGUGAUCGGCGGGAACCACUUCCGCGGCACCAGCGACUAUGACGACGUGCUGAGCUGCGAGUACUACUCGCCGGCGCUGGACCUGUGGACGCCCAUCGCCGCCAUGCUGCGGGGGCAGAGCGACGUGGGCGUGGCCGUCUUCGAGAACAAGAUCUACGUGGUGGGCGGCUACUCCUGGAACAACCGCUGCAUGGUGGAGAUCGUGCAGAAGUACGACCCGGAGAUGGACGAGUGGCACAAGGUGUUCGACCUGCCCGAGUCGCUGGGCGGAAUACGCGCCUGCACCCUCACCGUCUUCCCCCCUGAGGACAUGGGCGGCUCGCCAUCGCGGGAGUCACCCCUCUCUGCCCCUUGAGGGAGGAGGGGGGCUCCCCCCCCCCCCUUCCCCUCCCAAAACCUGCCAAGACACUGUUUGCACUUCCUCUUGGGGACUACAUUGUACUGCACCCCAAUGUCCACGUCCACUCCUCCCACC